This is a messenger RNA of Peromyscus californicus insignis, 534 nucleotides long. RefSeq names its product keratin-associated protein 9-1-like. The record is from RefSeq and is a predicted model, not a curated record. Lineage: Eukaryota; Metazoa; Chordata; Mammalia; Rodentia; Cricetidae. Bases 1 to 534 code for a protein of 177 amino acids. The transcript has 2 exons.
AUGACCCUCUGCUGCUGCCUGCCUUGCUGUCAGCCUAGCUGCUGCAGGACCACCGGCUGCAAGACCACCUCUUGCUGUGAAUCCAGCAGCUGCCCUGAGUCUGUCUGCUGCCAGCCUUGCUGUCCCCCAAGUUGCUGCAGCAUACCCUGCUGCCAAUCCAGCUGCUGCUCUGAAAGGACAUGCUGCAAGACCACCUGUUGCAAGCCAACCUGUGUGAGCAUCUGCUGCAGCACACCCUGCUGCCCGCCCUGCUGCUGUGAUUGCUGCAAGAAUACCUGUUGCAAAACUAAUUGUGUGACCAUUGGUUGCAGCCAGCCCUGCUGCCAGCCCUGCUGCUAUGUGCCCACAUGCUGCUGUGUGCCCACAUGCUGCCAGCCCUGCUGCUGUGUGCCCACCUGCUGUCAGCCCUGCUUCUUACAGCUCUGCUGCCAACCAACUUGCUGUGAAACCACCUGCCGCAAGACCACCUCUUUUAAACCAACCUGUGUGAGCAUCAGCUGCAGUACACCCUGCUGCCAGCCCUGCUGCUGCUGA